AGCAAGACAGCCACGUUAAUGUGUCACUGAUUUAGAUUACCGUCAUUCUUUCACAGGUCCUUUACACAUCGUUCACCUCUCUUUCCUUGCAGUACAUAUUUAUUGGUAAUCAUACUCUCUUCUUCUUGCAUCUACAUCAAGACCACCAGCAAUAUACCAACAUGAAUGGUCUCCUCCUCCUAUUGUGCUGCGUAGAAGUCCUGGGUAUGGUAUCGUGUCAAGAUCAUGGUAGCACAUCAAGUCAUGAUCCUAAUACCCAAAACAGUUCUCUUCAAGAUACAGCCCAGGGUAAAGGUGAAGAUGAAACCCCUUCAAGUCAUUUCACCACCACAACCAGCAACAUGUCUGAAGCAACUAGCUUGAUGAGCACCAAGGCAUCUGCAGCAGUCUCCGUAGUCACCAAAAGUCACAGCACCUCAUCUUCAUCUGGCCUACACACAGGUGAACCAACCCACAACCAUCCCACUCCCACUCCCACACCUGGGUGGAUGUUUUACAGAAAGGAAUGUCUCCAAGUGUUCAUCGUGACUGGUGGACUGAUCAUAGGCUGUACUAUUCUGCUGGUGUGUACUUUGAUACUGACAUGCAGGGUGUGCCAGCUGAGCAGACACCUCAAGAUGCUCACCGAGGACGCUGACCUGAUCAGCAACUCCGAAUACUGGAUGGGAACUGCCAGGAAGAAUAAAAGCAAAUCAGAGACUGAAGCCAAAGAGACCAGCAUGUUAAUGGCUGACGUCAAUCAUGCACAGGAGGAUGUGGGGGAUGGUAUCACCAAGCAAGAAGCAGGGGAGGUAAACAAGGAUGGACAAACAGAAGAAGAAACCAAGAAGGAGGUGGGAGACACUGCCAACAGUGAGAAAGCUUCAGCAGAUGAGAGCAAGAAGGAUACACCUGUAACCGUCACUGAAAAUUCUUCCUCCGCAAAUCCGCAAGAGGAUGCCACUGAUUCCCAGGCCACCAAAGCCGAGGCUGCCUCCUCCUCUGAGGGUGCAGAGGCACCAAAGGAUGCAGUGUAGAGUUGUGUGGAUGUGUGUGCUAAAGAUUUUCCCAAGUGGCUGCUUUCACUUCUCUGUGGCUUCAGAACCACUUUAAAACAAAGCACACUUUUUUUUUUCAGCAGUCUUUGCUUAACGGUAGUUUGUGAUGCUAAAUCUGUCAGACUGAGCACUGAGCAUUUUAGGUUUAAAACAAUUGGUUGAUAGUGUAUUUCCAUCUAUUCUGUGUGUUUUGAAUAUUAACAUAUAUUAGUAUUGUAAUACACUUUUGUGUAGGUCAGUUUGUGUCGUGCACACUUUUGUUGUACAUUCAUUUGCAGCAUUUAUGACAAAAAACAUCAGAAUAAAAACACCCAGUGUAACCUCA
Messenger RNA from Toxotes jaculatrix (banded archerfish), 1362 nucleotides. RefSeq lists its product as uncharacterized. NCBI's taxonomy places the organism in Eukaryota, Metazoa, Chordata, Actinopteri, Toxotidae. The record is from RefSeq and is a predicted model, not a curated record. The transcript is spliced from 2 exons. Bases 162 to 1016 code for a protein of 284 amino acids.